CCGCACUUACAUAUGCGAAUACAUAUAGGCGUGUAAUGAAAGGCAAAUGGGCCUUUCUCGAACGUCUUCCUUCCACUUCCUCAUUCCAAGUUGCACCCUCAAUGCUCUGUCGACUGCUUUUUUGGCUUUAGCAUCCAAAGAUCAUCAUGACUUUGCAAUCAUUCCUCUCGUUUUAAUUCACCAAGCUGAAAGAUGGAUUAUGUUGCAGGCAAUUCUUGUUUUCAAUUUUAGUUACUUAUUUGGCAUGCUUUGGAAAGUAAUGUUAUAGAUUGUUGUACAAGCAUUUAUAUAUAAUGGCGGAUUCUGAGGGAAGUUUUUCAAGCUCAGCGGCUGGUGAAAAGUUAGGGCCUAGUGAUUACUUGUCAAUAGGAAAAGGUUAUGGAACAUAUGGCAUUUUGGGUGCUGCUGUUGUGGCCAUUCUUUUACCUGUAUUCCUCUCCAUUGUGUUCAUGGGGAAGAAAAAAGUGAGGCAGAGAGGAGUUCCUGUUGAAGUUGGUGGUGAGCCGGGUUAUGCAGUUCGCAAUGGUCGAACAAGUCACUUGAUCGAAGUCCCUUGGGAAGGGGCAAAUACCAUGGCUGCUCUGUUUGAGCAAUCUUGCAAAAAGCAUUCUAAACAUAGAUUUCUUGGAACAAGGAAGUUAAUUAGCAAGGAAUUUGUCCCAGCUAAGGAUGGUAGGAAGUUUGAGAAGCUACAUUUAGGGGAUUAUGAAUGGCAAACCUAUGGACAAGUUUUUGAGCGUGCAUGCAACUUCGCUUCCGGGCUUAUUGGAUUAGGCCACAAUGAGGAUACUCGUGCUGCAAUUUUUUCUGAAACUCGGGCUGAAUGGUUCAUUGCCUUCCAGGGAUGCAUGCGGCAGAAUAUUACUAUUGUUACUAUAUAUGCUUCUCUUGGCGAGGAUGCCCUUAUUCACUCACUCAAUGAGACACAAGUAUCAACUCUGAUUUGUGAUUCCAAGCAAUUGAAAAAGUUGGCUCCAAUAAGCUCAAGACUAACAACUAUCAAUAAUGUGAUUUACUUUGAAGAUGAUGAAAGUGCAACUGCAAUUGAUCCUAGCAUAUCUGGAAGUAUGAUGCACUGGACGGUUUCAUCUUUUUCUAAAGUUGAGAAACUGGGCAAAGACAAUCCCCUCCCUCCAAGCAUGCCUUCCAAAAAUGGAGUUGCUGUUAUCAUGUAUACAAGUGGCAGCACAGGCCUACCAAAGGGAGUCAUGAUUACUCAUGGCAACAUUAUAGCCACUGCUGCAGCUGUCAUGACAGUGAUCCCAAAAUUGGGUACCAAUGAUGUUUAUAUGGCAUACUUGCCCCUAGCACAUGUUCUUGAACUGGCUGCUGAGUCUAUAAUGUUAACUGCAGGGUGUGCAAUUGGCUAUGGUUCUGCAUUGACUUUAACAGACACAUCUAAUAAAAUUAAGAAAGGAACCAAAGGUGAUGCUACUGUGUUAAAGCCCACUCUCAUGGCUGCAGUUCCAGCGAUACUAGAUCGUGUUAGAGAUGGAGUUCUGAAAAAGGUUGAGGAGAAAGGAGGGCUUGCAAAAAAGCUUUUCAACCUUGCUUAUAAGCGACGAUUGGCAGCCAUAGAAGGAAGCUGGUUUGGUGCUUGGGGACUGGAAAGAAUGAUGUGGGAUGUUAUUGUCUUCAAAUCAAUACGUGCUGUACUUGGAGGAAAUAUCAGAUUUAUGCUUUGCGGUGGAGCUCCUUUAUCCAGAGAGUCACAACGUUUCAUCAACAUAUGCAUGGGGGCUCCAAUAGGUCAGGGUUAUGGCUUGACAGAAACAUGUGCUGGAGCUGCUUUUUCUGAGUGGGACGACACUUCUGUGGGCCGCGUUGGACCUCCUCUUCCUUGUUGCUACAUUAAGCUUGUUUCUUGGGAAGAAGGUGGGUAUAGGACAUCUGACAAGCCAAUGCCCCGAGGAGAGAUUGUAGUUGGGGGUUUCUCUGUAACUGCUGGUUACUUUAACAAUGGAGAAAAGACUGAUGAGGUCUAUAAGGUUGAUGAAAGGGGCAUUCGCUGGUUUUACACUGGCGAUAUUGGACGUUUUCACCCUGAUGGAUGCCUUGAAAUUAUUGAUAGGAAAAAAGAUAUUGUGAAACUUCAACAUGGAGAAUAUGUCUCACUUGGAAAGGUUGAGGCAGCAUUAAUGUCGAGCAACUACGUAGAUAAUAUCAUGGUAUAUGCAGAUCCCUUCCAGAACUAUUGUGUAGCUCUAGUUGUUCCAUCACGUCAAGCUCUUGAGAAAUGGGCCCAGGAAGUUGGCCUCAAGCACCAGAACUUUUCAGAGUUGUGUGACAAAUAUGAAACUAUUACUGAAGUCAAACAAUCAUUGUCCAAGGUGGGAAAAGCAGCCAAAUUGGACAAGCUUGAAAUUCCGGAGAAGAUUAAGCUGUUGCCAGAUCCAUGGACACCUGAAUCCGGCUUAGUUACAGCUGCUCUAAAGAUUAAGAGGGAACAGCUGAAGUCCAAAUUUAAAGAUGAGCUCCGAAAACUCUAUGAGUGAAAUAAUGAUGUUUUGUUUAAUGUGCUUUCCUCCUCUACUUUUUGAUACUUUCAAAUAUCCACUGCAACAAAGAGGGUUUUCUCAGAAAACCAAUAUGAAUUCAUAUGAAUUCUUCUAGCUGGAGUUUCAGUACACUGCCAUCCACUGCAGUUCAUCACGGGGAAAGGAGAUUAAUUGCUUCACCUAAAUUGCAGGACCAUACUUGGGUUCCAACUAGGAUUAUGUAUGUGUAAUAAAAGCAUAUUGCUUGAGGAUUGUGCACGAUUGUCGUGUCUGGUCGGACUUCCUAUUGUUUUUGGUAUAAGUAUGGCGUAUGUGCAACAAGUAAAAUAAUUAGCUGUAUGAUAGUCUUCCCUAUCACAGGCAUUGUGGCUUCUGCAUUGUAGUACUUUAUCUUUUCUCUUAGUUAAUGUUGCGUCACUUCUAAUUUUCUUA
Messenger RNA from Jatropha curcas, 2930 nucleotides. It is a transcript of the gene LACS8, whose product is annotated as AMP-dependent synthetase and ligase family protein. The record is from RefSeq and is a predicted model, not a curated record. NCBI's taxonomy places the organism in Eukaryota, Viridiplantae, Streptophyta, Magnoliopsida, Malpighiales, Euphorbiaceae. Gene Ontology annotation, cellular component: membrane; endoplasmic reticulum. Gene Ontology annotation, molecular function: long-chain fatty acid-CoA ligase activity.